Carassius carassius (crucian carp) is the source of this 2393-nucleotide messenger RNA. RefSeq names its product zinc finger protein 271-like. The coding region runs from base 601 to 2277 and encodes 558 amino acids. Gene Ontology annotation, molecular function: DNA-binding transcription factor activity, RNA polymerase II-specific; RNA polymerase II cis-regulatory region sequence-specific DNA binding. The transcript is spliced from 3 exons. Lineage: Eukaryota; Metazoa; Chordata; Actinopteri; Cypriniformes; Cyprinidae. Gene Ontology annotation, biological process: regulation of transcription by RNA polymerase II. The record is from RefSeq and is a predicted model, not a curated record.
AUAACACAAACUUCUAGCACUUUACGCUAAACUUCCCUGCCGAGACACAGAGGGUAGCAAAAUAUUAGCAUGUGAUGCUAAUCUUCCCUGCCUAAACAGAGGAUUAUUUUCAUCUCUAAAAUAUAAUUUCUAGAGGGUAACUUAGUUAACCAAACCCUACAGCUGUCUGUUAACUCUUCUCUGACGGCGCAGAGGAUAACACAUUUGUUCUGGUCUUAAAGGUUCUUUUGGAUAGAGGUACACUCACCAACCAUUGGUUGUACAGAAAGAUUCAGUCUGGAAUGAAGUCAGAUCUUUGUUGAGAUUGCAGUUUCAAUCUGGAUUCAGGUGAGGAGCUCUAUCCGGGUCACGGCGCCAAAAACUGUUGGGAACUCAGAAACGAAGACCAGGAGACUCUUGGGUAAUCUUCAGCAGGAUUCUUUAUUGAGAACGCUCUGCGUGGCGCUGCAGUCAUCAAAAAGUCUCCUGGUCUUCGUUUCUGAGUUCCCAACAGUUUUUGGCGCCGUGACCCAGAUAGAGCUUCUCACCUGAAUCCAGAUUGAAACUGCAAUCUCAACAAAGAUCUGACUUCAUUCCAGACUGAAUCUUUCUGUACAACCAAUGGUUGAGUUCAUUGAAGAAAAAGAGGAAAAUGAAGAAUCAAGUGAAGCUGAGGAGAAAAAUCAUGUCGAAACUGGUGGAAAACCUUUGAUUUGCUCUCAAAGUAAACUGAAAGAUUUAAAGAAAAAAAUAGUUAAGAAAUCUUUCACCUGCACUCAGUGUGGAAAGAGUUUCACAUGUAAAUCAAAUCUUAAUCGUCACCUGAGAGUUCAUACUGGAGAGAAACCAUUCACUUGUGAUCAGUGUGGGAAGAGUUACACACAAUCAUCAAACCUUAAGAAUCACAUGAACAUCCACACUAGAGAGAAGCAGCACGCAUGUGAUCAAUGCGGUAAAAAAUUGUUACGGGCUUCACUUCUGAAGAAACACUUGAAAGUUCAUGCAAAGAAGAAGCCACAUUCAUGUCAUUUGUGUGGUAAGAGUUGUUUGCAUCUACAAAGUUAUAAAGAACAUCAGAAAAUACAUAAUGGUGUGAGAGAGCACGUGUGCGUUGAGUGUGAAAAAGCUUUUAGUUCAGUGAGCAGAUUAAAACUGCAUGAGAGGAUCCACACUGGAGAGAAACCUUACAAGUGUUCACACUGUGACAAGAGAUUCAGUCAAUCAUCAAAUCUGAAAAAACAUGAGAGGAUCCACACUGGAGAGAAACCUUACAUGUGUUCACACUGUGACAAGAGAUUCAGUCAGUCAGUAGAUCUGAAAAAACAUGAGAUGAUCCACACUGGAGAGAAACCUUACAUGUGUUCACACUGUGACAAGAGAUUCAGUCGGUUAACACAUCUGAAAACACAUGAGAGGUUCCACACUGGAGAGAAACCUUAUGAGUGUUCACACUGUGACAAGAGAUUCAGUCAAUCAUCAAAUCUGAAAACACAUGAGAUGAUCCACACUGGAGAGAAACCUUAUGAGUGUUCACACUGUGACAAGAGAUUCAGUCAAACAGGAGAUCUGAAAACACAUGAGAGGAUCCACACUGGAGAGAAACCUUACAUGUGUUCACACUGUGACAAGAGAUUCAGUCAAACAGGAGAUCUGAAAACACAUGAGAGGAUCCACACUGGAGAGAAACCUUACAAGUGUUCACACUGUGACAAGAGAUUCAGUCGUUCAUCAAAUCUGAAAACACAUGUGAGGUUCCACACUGGAGAGAAACCUUACAUGUGUUCACACUGUGACAAGAGAUUCAGUCGGUUAACACAUCUGAAAACACAUGAGAGGUUCCACACUGGAGAGAAACCUUACAUGUGUUCACACUGUGACAAGAGAUUCAGUCGGUUAACACAUCUGAAAACACAUGAGAUGAUUCACACUGGAGAGAAACCUUACAUGUGUUCACACUGUGACAAGAGAUUCAGUCGGUUAACACAUCUGAAAACACAUGAGAGGAUUCACACUGGAGAGAAACCUUACAUGUGUUCACACUGUGACAAGAGAUUCAUUCAGUCAGUAGAUUUGAAAAGACAUGAGAGGAUUCACAAUGGAGAGAAACCUUACAAGUGUUCACACUGUGUCAAGAGAUUCAUUCAGUCAGUAGAUCUGAAAACACACGAGAGGAUCCACACUGGAGAGAAACCUUACAAGUGUUCACACUGUGACAAGAGAUACAGUGGUUCAUCGAGUCUGAAAAGACAUGAGAGGAUGCACACUGGAGAGAAAGCACAUAAAAAGCACAAAAACUAAUCCCAGUAAGGCCCCUUACACGCAGAGACACAUUUAGCUGUAUAUGUAAAUAUUUUGUAUGGUAUAUGUGUUUCGUCCAGACUGAUCCAGCAUUCGGGGGAGUGAAAAUGCAAUUU